UCUGCCAGCGCCCGGAAAACAGAUGUGCCACUUCAAAUGCAGUAACAUGCACAAAGUGUCUUGCUUUGGGUCCAGAAUGUGGAUGGUGUGCUCAAGAGGAUUUCAUGGCCGAUGCAACACAGAAGGGACGCUGUGACACUGUUUUCAACUUAAUGAAAAGAGGCUGCCAUUCAGAUUUUGUAGAAAAUCCCACAGUUCAUGUCACAAUACCCAGUGACCAUGAAACAAAUACACAAGUGACACCAGGAAAAGUUUCAGUCGAACUGCGUCCAGGAAGUGAAGCAAACUUUAUGUUAAAAGUUCGUCCUCUAGAGAAAUACCCUGUGGAUCUUUAUUAUUUAGUUGAUGUCUCAGCCUCUAUGCACAACAAUAUAGAAAAACUAAAUUCCAUUGGAUUUGCUUUAUCUAAAAAGAUGGCGAAUAUUUCUCUCGAUUUUCGACUUGGAUUUGGAUCCUAUGUGGAUAAAACUGUCUCACCCUAUAUUAGCAUUCAUCCAGGUAGAAUCCAUAACCAGUGCAGUGAUUAUAAUCUAGAUUGUAUGCCUCCUCAUGGUUAUAUUCACGUGCUAUCCCUGACUGACAAUAUAGCAGAAUUCAGAAAUGCAGUGAAUAAACAAAAAAUUUCUGGAAAUAUUGAUACACCUGAAGGGGGUUUUGAUGCGAUGCUCCAAGCAGCUGUGUGCCAGAGCCAUAUUGGAUGGCGCAAAGAAGCAAAGCGACUGCUUCUUGUGAUGACAGAUCAAACUUCCCAUCUGGCCCUUGAUAGUAAAUUAGCAGGGAUCGUAAUUCCCCAUGAUGGAAACUGUCAUUUGAAAGAUAAUGUGUACAUCAAAGCUACGAGUAUGGAGCAUCCAUCUCUUGGGCAGCUUUCUGAAAAAUUGAUUGACAAUAACAUCAAUGUUAUUUUUGCAGUUCAAGGAAGCCAGUUCCACUGGUAUAAAGAUCUGUUACCUCUGUUGCCUGGUAGUGUUGCAAGACAGAUAGAAUCACAAGCAGCAAAUCUCAAUGAUUUGGUGGUAGAAGCCUAUCAGAAACUAAUCUCUGAAGUGAAAAUCCAAGUGGAUAACCAGAUCCAAGGUCUUCAUUUCAAUAUCACUGCAAUCUGUCCUGACGGAAGUAAAAAAACUGGCAUGGAAGGAUGUAAAAAUGUGGGAUAUAAUGAAGAAGUACUUUUCAAUGUAUCAGUUACAAUGAAAGGAUGUGAUACAACUGGAGGAAGAAAAUAUGCAAUACUUAAGCCUAUUGGUUUCAAUGAAACCGCCAUCGUUAAUGUGCAGAAAAGUUGUGCCUGUCAGUAUGGAGACAGUGCGAGGCACAGAAGAGUAUGGGCUGAUGAAACUUUUUCUGAUGGCAAACAGUCCCAUUGCAGUGACAACUGUAGCUCUAAUAGAGAUACGCUUCCUUCUGAGAGAUGCAGACAACACCAGGACCAGCCCAUCUGCAGUGGUCAAGGAAAUUGCAUAGAUGGAAAAUGUUUCUGCUACAACAACAAGCUAGGCAGGGUGUAUGGCAAGUACUGUGAAAUGGAUGAUUUUUCCUGCCCAUAUCACCAGGGAAACUUAUGUUCUGGUAAUGGUGAAUGUGAAGCUGGUAAAUGCAAAUGCUUUGCUGGCUGGGAAGGUGACCAUUGCCAGUGCUCGUUGCAAUCAGCAAAGCACUGCCUGAAUUCCAAGGGCCAGAUUUGCAGUGGAAGAGGAAAAUGUGUAUGUGGAAAGUGUGAGUGCACAGAUCCAAGAAGCUUUGGCCGUUUGUGUGAAUAUUGCCCUACUUGUAACAAAGCCUGUGAAGAAAACUGGAAUUGUGUUCAGUGCCAUCAUUCUAACAAUGCAUCUCAAGCAAAACUUGACCAGUGCACAACCUCAUGUGCUUACCUGCUACAUUAUAUUGACCAAACUUCAGAAUGUUUCUCUGGACGAAGCUACUUUAGAGUCUUUUCCAUAAUCUUUAUAGUUACCUUUCUGAUCGGGUUGCUUGUUGUCCUUAUCAUCAGACAGAUAAUUCUGCAGGGGAGUAGCAAUAAAGUUAAAUCUUCAGCUGAUUACAGAGUAUCUGCAACAAAGAAGGAUAAGAUGUUUUUGCCUACUGUUUGUACAAGAACAGUAACAUACAGACGUGACAAACCAGAGGAAAUAAAUAUCGACAUCAGCAAGUUACGAUUAAAUGAAACUUUCAAGUGUGAAUUCUGA
Messenger RNA from Gavia stellata (red-throated loon), 2186 nucleotides. RefSeq names its product integrin subunit beta 8 (gene ITGB8). The transcript is spliced from 14 exons. Gene Ontology annotation, molecular function: integrin binding. Gene Ontology annotation, biological process: cell adhesion mediated by integrin; cell migration; integrin-mediated signaling pathway. Bases 105 to 2186 code for a protein of 693 amino acids. NCBI's taxonomy places the organism in Eukaryota, Metazoa, Chordata, Aves, Gaviiformes, Gaviidae. Gene Ontology annotation, cellular component: focal adhesion; cell surface; integrin complex. The record is from RefSeq and is a predicted model, not a curated record.